CCUUUAAAGACAUUUUACAGAAUUAGCCCGUUUUUAAAAUGCCUAGAAGCAUUUUCACAUAUUCAAAUGACAUUUUAAAAUUCCUUCCAGGCUUGCUGAAGCGCUCAGUAAACGCUGAUUACAUCUGCCAGGGCCGGGCAAAUUAGCUUCCGACGCCACCACCACUCAGAAAACAGUGUGGAGCUAGGCCCACCCCACAGCCAGCAGUCUCCCCGCCCUCUCCUAGCACGCCUGCGCAGUUUAAUCCGCUCGCCCUCCCCUCCCCUGUGGCCACCAAGGCGCAGGCGCCACCCCGCCCUCUCACGCCCCUAUCCGCUCAGGCCCGCCCUCGAGUCUAGCUAGCCCUGCCCCUCCCUCGUUAAAACAGAGACCUACAGGUAGGGGUGCGCGCGACCUCUCCCGCCGUGCUCAGCCAAGGUUUUUAUGCCAAAUAAGAUGAAGCAGAAGCAGAUGGAGAAAUGAAGAACAGCGGCUGAGUGCAGAGGCCAGAGAAACACUUCCUGUGGCUGGAAGACACCAACCCCUGACAGCAGCAUUAUUUCCUUUGCAAUUUCAAGUUCUUAGAAAAUCGGUACUCAAGAGUUGGGAAAACUGAUAGGAAAUGCAGUGCAGCCCUGAAGCUGCUUGUGAUCCCAGAAUCAGCAGAGGGAAAGAUGGGCCUGAAUCUAGACCUUUGGCCCGCGGGACUCUCCUUGUCCCAGCCCUGCUUGAAGGCUGCUGUGAAUCACCCCGCUGGCUCCAAAGAUGGGCAGCAGUGAGCCCCUUCCCAUCGCAGACAGCGACAAGAGGAGGAAGAAGAAGAGGAAGGCCCGGGCCACUGACUCCUUGCCAGGAAGGUUUGAAGAUCAUCGAAAAACAAGCAGGGCACAGUCGGAGUCGGGUAUUCCGAGAGGUAGAGACGCUUUAUCAGUGUCAAGGAAACAAGAACAUUUUGGAGCUGAUUGAGUUCUUUGAAGAUGACACAAGGUUUUACUUGGUCUUUGAGAAAUUGCAAGGAGGCUCCAUCUUAGCCCACAUCCAGAAGCAGAAGCACUUUAAUGAACGAGAAGCCAGCCGAGUGGUGCGAGAUGUUGCUGCUGCCCUUGACUUCCUUCAUACCAAAGGCAUUGCUCACCGUGAUCUGAAGCCAGAAAAUAUAUUGUGUGAAUCUCCAGAAAAGGUGUCUCCAGUGAAAAUCUGUGACUUUGACUUGGGCAGUGGGAUGAAACUCAACAACUCCUGCACACCCAUAACCACACCAGAGUUGUCCACUCCAUGCGGCUCUGCAGAGUACAUGGCCCCGGAAGUGGUAGAGGUCUUCAGGGAUGAGGCCACUUUCUACGACAAGCGCUGUGACCUGUGGAGCCUGGGCGUGGUCCUGUACAUCAUGCUGAGUGGCUACCCACCCUUCGUGGGUCACUGUGGGGCUGACUGUGGCUGGGACCGGGGAGAGGUGUGCAGGGUGUGCCAGAACAAGCUGUUUGAGAGCAUCCAGGAAGGCAAGUAUGAGUUUCCUGACAAGGACUGGGCUCACAUCUCCGAUGAGGCCAAAGACCUCAUCUCCAAGCUCCUGGUUCGAGAUGCAAAGCAGAGACUCAGUGCUGCCCAAGUUCUACAGCACCCGUGGGUGCAGGGGCAAGCUCCAGAACGGGGACUCCCCACGCCGCAAGUCCUCCAGAGGAACAGUAGCACCAUGGAUCUGACACUGUUUGCAGCUGAAGCCAUUGCUCUUAACCGCCAGCUGUCUCAGCAUGAGGAGAAUGAACUGGCCCAGGAGCCAGAGGCCCUGACUAAGGGGCUCGGCUCCAUGAAGCUUUCUCCUCCCUCCAAGUCUCGCCUGGCCCGCCGGCGGGCUCUGACGCAAGCAGGCCGCAGUGGAGAGGCCGGAGCAUGCCUGACCCCAGAAGAACUCUGAACCACUCCAGUCGUGUGCUCAGGCCUAGACAUUGCCCCCUAGAAACCUGUGAGACCAGUCUGUGGAGCAGGCAGAGGGGUCUUGUCUCUGGCUCCAGUCAAGCUUAGAGAUCUCCAUCCACGAAGGCCCUGCAGUUCCCAGCCAAACCCCCAUUUCCCCACAGUCCUUGUAGGAAAAAGCUUUUUCCAAAGGGGUUGUCUUUGAAAAGGGAAGCAGUCACCUGUCACUGCAUAAUUGCGAGCAGCAGGAGCAUCUUUUUGCUGGGCUUCACCUGCUCACCUGCCUGCAGAGCCCCAGCCUGCUUUGGAAGCUACAGCUGGGGCCACAGCCUUCAGGGAGCCACCUUCGAGAAGCAGAAGCAUCGUUUGACAGAGGCUACUGACUCUUGGGCCUCUUCUACCUUGCUCUGUCCUCUGGAUGUCCUCCCUGCCUGUCCUCUCCCUUCCUGAGCAAACCCAUCGCCUCCAUACAGGAAGGGCAGGGGGCCCUUCUCCUUCAGGAGGCCAGAUCAAGUCUUCCCUUCUGCGGCGCAGAGGAGCACAUAAUCUUUCUUCACUGUGACCAAGAUGUGUUCCUCAUUUAUCAUCCUCUUCCUUCUUUGUGAUUGCUGCCAAAGUCAGUAUUAUUUUGGUUUUUAAAAUGUUUUUAGCAGUGCUCUUUCAGCAAAGACGGAAUUUUAAGAUCCCCCCUUUAAGCCCAUGGAUUUUCCAAGGCAGGAAGGAUGUCCAUGUGCUUGGUUUUUAAUUAGCUCUUCCCUGUAGUACUAACUGUUACCCUGAUGAGCACUUUAGAGUCUGUCCGUGUCUGUUACUGCUGUGUCCCCAGGUGCUGUAUGGAGGGUGGCACAGGUGGAAGGCAGUUAGAUGGAGCUUGGUGCCUGAGGCAAAGCCAGAUCAGAGGCAGGCCCACUGCCUGGGAGCACAGAAGGGCAGAUAAGCUACUGAGUUAUAUAACAAAAAUAAAUUUGCUUAUGUCAGACAUAUAUUCACCUCAGCCACUACAGUGCUAUCACAUAAUGUGCUUGUUUUAAUAAAACUUCAGUUUUAGUUGUGGCCUA
Fukomys damarensis (Damara mole-rat) is the source of this 2951-nucleotide messenger RNA. RefSeq names its product MAPK interacting serine/threonine kinase 1 (gene Mknk1). The transcript has 13 exons. NCBI's taxonomy places the organism in Eukaryota, Metazoa, Chordata, Mammalia, Rodentia, Bathyergidae. Gene Ontology annotation, cellular component: nucleus; cytoplasm. The record is from RefSeq and is a predicted model, not a curated record. Gene Ontology annotation, molecular function: calcium-dependent protein serine/threonine kinase activity; calcium/calmodulin-dependent protein kinase activity; calmodulin binding. Bases 602 to 1894 code for a protein of 430 amino acids. Gene Ontology annotation, biological process: peptidyl-serine phosphorylation; protein autophosphorylation; intracellular signal transduction.